AAUAAGAAUUCUUUAUUUUUUCCUCAGUCCAUACUCCAUACUAACUGGUAAGUGGUAUUUCGGUUAUUUCAAAUUCCUGAAGGAUAUAUUAAAUAAACUCUUACUUUUAGUAGUUAUUAGUGGAGUUCAAAGUAAUUUAAAUUUCUAAUAUUUUGAAAAUAAAAAUGUCAAAAAAAUUACCAUCUCCUAUUUUCACGUUAAAAUGUGACAAAUAUACUACAUACUGCUUGAAAUUCUAUUCAAACAGUGAAAUUCUCUAUGCUGGAACUCAAAGUGGAGAGAUUCUCGUCUGGAAUCUGGAGUCUAACCGCUUAAAAAAUGAAAUUAAAGCCAGCUUAGUAUGUAUAAUGACCCUUGAACUGUUGAUCAAACAAAAUCAAUUGGUGUCGCAAGACAAAGUCGGUGAAAUUAAAUGUUGGCAGAUAGAUGGUAUCGAACUCAAACUCCAUCAUACAUUAUCAACCCAAAUAAUUGGCUUUUGUAAAAUAGCCUUAUACAAAACAAACAUGUUAUUAUGCAAAGGAGAAAAGUCUAUAAUGAAUUGUUAUUCUACUGACAGUUAUGAUAAAAUCACUGAUUUUAAUCCAUGCCAAGAUGACAAUUUGGGAGAUUUGAUGAUUAUAAAAUCUAUUGGCGAUUUUAUAUUUUGUGGUUAUGAAGCUAAUAUAAUUGUUGUGUGGCAAGAAGACCAUAUUGUUAAUCAAUGUAGUUUUCCUGAACUAGAUUGUUUGAUGGCAAUGGAUGUGGAUCAAAAUGUGACCAAAGGUAUUUGUGCUGGUAGUUCAAAUGUGAUAAACACGUUUAAUAUUACAGACGGUAACCUAAGCCUACAUAAAAACAUUAAGAUUACAAAUCCUGGUGUUAAUAUUUUGCAGUUACGACCUGAUGAUAAAAUAGUCGCUGCUGCCUGUUGGGAUCUAACUGUAAGACUAUUUUCUUGGAAGACCAUGAAACUGUUAGCAGUUUUGGAUUCCCAUUCGCCUGGAGUCUUAAGUGUUGCAUAUUCUGAAUUGUCUGUAACAUUUUGGAAAGCCAAGUACUUGCUGGCCGUUGCAAAUAAAGAUAAUAAGAUCACUCUUUGGGAUAUCUACAAUGGAAAAGAUAAAGAUUAACUCUUAUUAAUAUUCCCAUAUUAAUAUUAUGCCAAUUUAUGGUAAAGUGCAUAUUUCCAAAAUAAACUAUUGACUAUUAAGUCAAUAGAAUGUUUAAAAAAUUGAAAAUGAAGCAAUUUGGUUACUAAAAACACCUAGUGGAGUGCAUUGUUGAAAUUAUGAACUUAUGAAGAACAUUUUUGAGUGGUUUUUUUGUACUAUGAAAACUAAAGGUUGAUUUGAGAUUUACAUUUAUAUAAUCAGUUUAAAAAAAAUUAUUUUUAAAUUAUUUAACUGUGGAAAAAUAACUAUAGAUUUAUUAAUAAAAAGCUUGUUUCUUUAAUUCUAGGCUAUCAUGUAAAAGUAUAAAUCUCUUUUUCACGAAUAAAAAGUAAUAAUUCUCAAUAUUGUGUUCUGUUUGAAAUCGAUAAAUCAAAAUCUAAUAUCAAUGCAUGAAAUACCACAAUAGCCGUAAUGUAUGAAUAUAGAUUUUUAAUUAGAUUAUAAUUCAUAAAGUUCUCAUUUCAACAUUCAACUGUAUGUCUCUAUGUAAUAUGUACUGAUUAAUGAUUAUUUUUGACUAUUGUACCUCAGUUUUACCACAUUUUUAAAACUGUUAAUUGUUAUUAUUAUUUUAAAUGUAUAAUGUUCAAUAGUAAUUAUCAUUAUAAUUGUAGAAUUAUAUUUUACUGGCAAACCUUUUUUUUAUUAUUUUGUGAUGUUCCCUCAGUAAAAUUAAGGGCAUUUCUGUCACAUUCCAAAAGUUCAAUCCUAUGUAAUUAUGCAAGUAUGUAUUAAGGUGAAAAUUAGUCGAGUCUCGAAUCUCGAUAACUCGAAAACCUCGAUAACUCGAAUUUCUUUUUGUCCCAAUGGAGUUCUUAUUAAUAACUUUUAUUUUAUUUUAAAUUAUUUUAAUUUAAUUUAAAUUUUAUUUGUAACUCGAAAAAUACAGAAGUCGAAUUAAUUUUUACCUCCCUUGAAAUUCGAGUUAUCGAGACGACUGUAUUAUUAUUUUGUGUACAAUUGCGUACAAGUACCUGCGCGAGCGGCAACUGCAAAGUUGCACUAUAAUAAUAUUAUGUACACUACACGGCGAAUAACGCGAGCGUUACAAAGGCCCCGAAACAAAUUUCUAGUCGUUAAAAACGGGUCGGAGCCCGCCGGCCUUAGCGUGCCUGCACCGGCGCAUGGUUAUUAUAAUAUUAUUAUUUAUUAUUAUUAAAUUAUUAUGCUUUUAUUAAAACACUACUUGAAAACGCCGUAAAUACACACCGCGACCGCUUACAUUAUUUUUAAUACGUAUAAAUAAUACAGCCGCUGUAGCCUGUUUGCAAUUUAUGUGCGAGUGUAUGUUAUUAAUAAGUUUAUACACGAGCGUACGAUAUUGUAAUACAUUAUGCGCGUAAUAGAUAUUAUAAUAAUUUUACAUAAUAAUAUGGUUGCUGACAAAUAUUCGUGGAAAAAUCGGUAUGAUAUAAUACUCAUUAGUUGUUUUGCUGAAAACCUUAGGACGAGAAUAUAUUCAAAUAGGUAGGUACAUAUAUUUAUAGACACACACGAGGCGUAUACUACUAUAUUAUAUAUUUUUUAAUAAACGCAUUAUUAAAAAGUCGAUUAUUGCGUUUUUUUCCAAGAAUAAGUCUACUUAGAGAAUCCAU
Molecule: messenger RNA, 2749 nt
Organism: Aphis gossypii (cotton aphid)
Lineage: Eukaryota; Metazoa; Arthropoda; Insecta; Hemiptera; Aphididae
Product: guanine nucleotide-binding protein subunit beta-like protein 1
Exons: 2
Coding region: 165-1112 (315 amino acids)
Molecular function (GO): protein binding
Source: RefSeq, a predicted model, not a curated record